ACAGUACCGUGUGGGUUUAGCUAGAAGUAGACCAUGGUACUUAUUACUAGACUACAAAGAGUUAGGCAGUAGAGUUAGAGGAGUCGAGUGUUUUCGACACAUGUAAAUACACCCAGCACCAAGUACCAACUCGAUCUUACCGCCUUCGUUCUUGCUCGAGUGCUCAUUCAGUCAUUGAUUUGGUGGAGGAAAUCAGAAAUCCAUUUCUCAGUCUGCCGUUGAAUUGAUUUGAAAACAUUUUCAAACAGAUCGGUCUGUGAAUAUUCGAAUGAAGUGAAGUUUUUUUCAUGGAAGAGGAUAGGAGCUACCGCACCACGUGAAAUCUUCGUAGCGCGCACGCACGUGGUGGCAAGCCACAGACAGAAGAACAGCUAGCUUGUACGGUACUUGUGCAUCGAUCCCUUCCUAUCCUACACUGGCUCCAGCUCCUGUUGUUUUUUGAAAAUCAACAAGAAUACUGCAGUACUGGCACAUAACUUCAUAAGCUCUUGAUAUCACACUCAGUCACUGCAGCUGGACAGUAGAACGGACGGAUUUGUUGUUCAUCGUCAGGUUGAAGCAGUCAUUGGUGCCGUAGGCCGGUGCAGGAGACCUUUCAAUGGCUCAGCUUCUGAGGAGCACGGGCGAUGCAGUUCGCUUGGCACUGCAGCCAAUUGAGACUCUUCUCUUUCAGAUGCUACCCUGGUACGAUAAAUACAUGUAUGGACCGCUCAGUGUAAAGCUGUCGCCGCACGUUGCCAGAAUACCGCGCUACGCUCAACUCAAUGGUCAACAGUACACCGUCUUCACAGCGAACAUCCUCUCGUCGGCACGAGCUGCGAUGGUAGUGAUUGCCGCUAUGUUUCUGAAAUUCCAGUUCAGUGUACUUGCAUCACUCAUCGUUUUCUUCCACGACUUUCUCGACCAUGUUGAUGGAAUGGUGGCUCGCGAGCAAAAGAAAAUUUACGGCCAGAUUGAUGAUCCUGUUCUUGGCGGAUUCAUGGAUGCGUUCUGCGAUAAAAUUUUCAACUGCCUCUGCUUGUGGAGUUUGUUGAUGGCGGUGGAAACCCAGAACAUGUCCAACGUGCAGCUGUUCAUCUUCCUACUGGCAACGUGCUCUAUACUCAUCUAUGAGUUCAUUCUAGGAGUCGUCCGUGUCCAGGAUUAUUUCCACAUUAGCUAUUGCCAACACUUUGGCUCUGCGGGGGCAGCCGGCGAGGUGAAAAUUGCAGCAAACAUGGCAGGAAAGCUCAAGGAGAAGUUGGAAUCAUUUGGUCUGGCGUUUCUCUGCAUGGCCUCGUCAUCUAGUAAUAUUAUGACUCGACCAGAUGGCAUCUUGGGAGUAGUUCUGCUGCUGCUGUCGGUGCGCUUAGCACAUAGCAGUCUGGCGCACAAACUGGAGAGACGCUCCAAGGCAGCACCGUCAACCGGCGAGAAAAACCAACUUUCUCGCUCCGCAUCAUCAUCCCCCGUCCCCGCUGCUGACGCCAGUGGAUCUCCUCUCAGUGAUGAAGAGAAGUUUGAUGUGUUCUUCAUCACACAGGAGCAGCAGCGCACGGAAGCGCUGCAGAUCCAAGAGGACGAGGUGGUCAACAAGGUGUUCACCAUUGGCUGCUUUGAUUUGUUUCACUUCGGUCACGAGAAGCUGCUGCGGAGAAUGCGACGCCUGGGCCAACGGCUCAUCAUUGGUGUUCACAGCGAUGAGAGCAUCCAAACUUUGAAGAAGAAAACACCGAUUGACUCGCUGGAAACCCGGAUGAAAAAUGUCCGCAAACAUGCCGAUCAGGUGUUCUGCAUACACAGCACGGAUCCAUCUGCAUUCUUUCAGUGUAUCGUGGACUUGUCACCGAGCGAGAAAGCACUGUAUGUGCGUGGUAACGACAUGGUGAACUUUCCCGCACGCAAUGUGGUCGAGCAGUUGAUGCCAGUUCGCUUUCUGCCGUACACAGAGGGCAUUAGCUCCACUAUACUACGCAAACGAUUCUAUUCACAACCCAGUUUGUCAAACGGCAGUAUUGGUAACUCUUCCGCUCUCGGUUCCGAUACCGUUGUGUCAGACGAGGAGCAGACAACAACGAUCACUAACAGCAUCAAUGGUGUGAGCGAUAUUGUUCAGCAAACCGCCACAGAUGGUGACCAGUGAAGCAGGCCUUACAGAUAGACAAUUACAAAUUAGCCAUGAUUGCACACUGUGCAAAGAAUGCACGUACAAGAAUACAAAUUCGUGCUGAUAACGGGGACGCUUUCUAAAAUCAGCAAAAGACAAUUCUGAUCUCGGCUGGUGUUAUAUUUAUCAGGAUGAUAGGCACAUUUACCUUUUCAUAGAGUAGCACGCUCUGAAUGCGGGCAGACAUUUGAAUACCGCGUUUAUUUCUGUCAUUUCCAGACAACACUCCUACCUGCUCCUACCUGUUGUUGCAAUAGACAUGGUAAAGCCUAGGUGAUUUAUGUCUCCCUUACUUUUUUUCUUAUUUUAUUAGACUUUGCAAUGUUGAGGGUGCUCUUUGGUCUAGCACAUUUAUUACUGUCCCUUUCUAGUUUUUUUGCUGCGCGUGUGUUUGUGUGUGUUGUUGCUGUUGUUUGUGGUGGUCCUGCGGCUGGUACAAGUGUUAUUUUUGAAUUAUCCAGUUACUCCGAUCUAUCUAGCCUUGCGUCUGGCAUUAACCGACAAAGCAAUUUAAUUCCAUUUUUUCCUAGUCUUUUAUUCUCUGCAUGUACUUGUAUCACAGCGCAAGGGCAAAGAUUUCUAAUUUUCAGAUGA
Sycon ciliatum is the source of this 2740-nucleotide messenger RNA. RefSeq lists its product as uncharacterized. The transcript is spliced from 8 exons. Gene Ontology annotation, molecular function: phosphotransferase activity, for other substituted phosphate groups. Gene Ontology annotation, cellular component: membrane. Gene Ontology annotation, biological process: phospholipid biosynthetic process. Lineage: Eukaryota; Metazoa; Porifera; Calcarea; Leucosolenida; Sycettidae. The record is from RefSeq and is a predicted model, not a curated record. Bases 599 to 2122 code for a protein of 507 amino acids.